GAUAGAGAUGGAGGCGUCGGAGGCGUGGAAGGCGCUGUUCCGGAACCGGAUCGUGGAAGCGCACGGCCACCUCAACACGAUCGUCUGGAAGAUCGGCAACGCUCGGGGGAGCCUCGCGGGGCCGGUGCGCGCGCCCGCCACCGAGGCCACUCGCGCCAGGAUCGACCUCGCGCAGCGGUCCCUCGAUGACGCGUCCAGCGACAUCGCCACCGCGUCGGUCCUGAUGGCGAGCGCCGAGGAGCUCGCGCUCCGCGGCGGCGCCGCCGCCCCCUGGUACCCGCUGCCCAGCGUCGGCCACCUCCCCCACCACACGGCCGACAAGCAGCGGCGCGCCUCGCGGAGGCUCCAGGAGGCCAGGCUGUACGCGGUCACGGCGUACCUCGCCGUGGAGCAGUGCUGCGUCCACGUGCUCGGCCUCCGCCUCCUGCUGGACCGCCCGCUCCUCCCCGGCGUGGACGACCUCCUCGACGCAGAGCGCCGCAACGCCUUCGACCUCCUCAAGGACCUGAUGGUCACGGCCAACGACUGCGUUUCGCUGGUCAUGAGCGCCCGCAAGGAGUUGCCCGGCGGUUAGUUGUUCGUCCGCCGCUUGCGCGCGUUCGCCAUGGACCUGCCUGCGCUGUCAAACAUGCCCUGAGUUUUUUCUUGCAUGUUCUUGUGUUCUUGU
Messenger RNA from Lolium perenne, 667 nucleotides. RefSeq lists its product as uncharacterized. NCBI's taxonomy places the organism in Eukaryota, Viridiplantae, Streptophyta, Magnoliopsida, Poales, Poaceae. The record is from RefSeq and is a predicted model, not a curated record.